Messenger RNA from Catharus ustulatus (Swainson's thrush), 2016 nucleotides. RefSeq names its product disintegrin and metalloproteinase domain-containing protein 32-like. The transcript is spliced from 18 exons. Gene Ontology annotation, biological process: binding of sperm to zona pellucida; proteolysis; cell adhesion. NCBI's taxonomy places the organism in Eukaryota, Metazoa, Chordata, Aves, Passeriformes, Turdidae. Gene Ontology annotation, cellular component: plasma membrane. Bases 1 to 2016 code for a protein of 671 amino acids. The record is from RefSeq and is a predicted model, not a curated record. Gene Ontology annotation, molecular function: metalloendopeptidase activity.
AUGCAGCCCAUCUCCAGCCCUGGUCAGAGGGUGGGGAAAGGAGGGGAUGCAGGCAGUGAAGCCAUCCAGAGAGAUGCACGGUGUGCCACGCUGUGUGAUGCAGUGUCCUACAGGCUGAGGAUUGAGGGGAGGCUGUACACCAUCCACCUGCAGCAGCAUGCCUUUUUAUCUGAUGAUUUCCAGACUUACAUGUCCAGCAAGAAGGGAUCCUCGCACUCUGGUUCUGCCCCCAUUGAGGGAGGCUGUCACUACCGGGGCUACAUCGACGGCUUCCCCAGCUCAGCAGUGUCCCUCAGCACCUGCUCGGGGCUCAGGGGUUUGCUGCAGUUUGAGAACGUGAGCUACGGGAUCCAGCCCCUGGGCAAUGCCCCAGCGUUCCAGCACGUGCUGUACCGACCCCUCUCGGCUGCUGCACAAUCUCCCAAAUACCUCACAGUGUACGUGGUGUUGGACAAGGCUUUGUACAGCUACAUGGGAUCCAGCCCGAAUGCUGCGACACAGAAGAUAAUUCAGGCCUUCAAUUUAAUCAACAACAUGUUUAAUCCCCUUAAUGUCACCAUUGUGCUGUCCUCCCUGGAGCUGUGGGCAGAGGGGGAUAAAAUAUCGACAGCAGGGGACACAGAUGAUCUUCUACAGCGAUUUUUACAGUGGAAACAGUCGUCUCUGGAGCCACAGGCAUACAACAUUGCUUCUCUCUUAGGGUACAGGCACCAAGGAGCGUUCAUGGGCGCAGCGGCUCCAGGAGGGGCAUGCCAGAGGGAUGCUGCUGCCACAGUGGCCCUGUACCACGGGAAUGUCACCCUGGAGUCCUUCUCCGUCCUCCUGGCACAGGUGCUGGGCCACAGCCUGGGUAUGAGCUCGGACAGCCCCCGAGGCUGCAGCUGCCCCGGGCGGGUGUGCAUCAUGAGCCCCGAGGCGCUGCAUUUCCGUGGGGCAAAAGCCUUUAGCAACUGCAGCAUCAGGGCCUUCGAGACCUUCCUGAAGCGGGGCAGGGGUGCGUGCCUGUUCCAGAGCCCGCGCCUGGCGCGCCUGGCCCGGAACGGCGCCGUCUGCGGCAACGGCGUGGUGGAGCCGGGCGAGCAGUGCGACUGUGGCACGGCCAAGGAAUGCCUGCAGGACAAGUGCUGCACUAACAGGUGCAGACUGAAGCCAAAAGCAAAAUGUGCCUCUGGAUUAUGCUGUAAAAAUUGUCAGUUCAGGUGGAGGAACUCGCUGUGCCGCCCGGCCGCCGAUGCCACCUGCGACCUGCCCGAGUUCUGCAGCGGCUCCUCCGCCGCCUGCCCCCCGGACGUGUACCUGCAGGAUGGGCACGACUGCGGCCAGGGCACGGGCUACUGCUACCAGGGACGCUGCCAGUCCCCAGACCUGCUGUGCAAGAAGUUCUACGGGAGAGAUUCAAAGAAUGCUCCUGUGGCCUGUUACGAGGAGAUCAAUGCCCAGCGGGACAGGUUUGGGCACUGCGGGUUCAAGGAUAGACACCACUACCGGACCUGUGCUUGGAGGGAUCUCAGGUGUGGGAAGUUGAUCUGCACGUACCCAUCCAACAAGCUCUUCUCCUCAGCUGCUGCUGCUGUGAUUUACGCCCAAGUGCGGGAGCAUUUGUGUGUGUCUCUCGACUACCUGAACGUACCGGCAUGGCAGGACCCGCUCCUGGUUCCUCCAGGGACAAAGUGUGGCUCUGGAAGGGUGUGUAUAAACAGCACAUGUCACCCUCUGUCGGUGCUGGGAUCCACCUGUGACAGCAAAACAAACUGCCACGGCCGCGGCGUGUGCAACAACAAGGGCAGCUGCCACUGCCAGGCGGGCUGGCGGCCCCCUGACUGCCAGAGGAGGGGGUCACGCCAGAGGGGCAGAAUGGCCAGCGGCCUGCGGGGAGGUCUGCAGCGAGCGCUGGAGCACGGCGACACGGCCUGGCUGGUGCUGGGCUCCAGCCUGGUGCUGCUCGUCCUCACGGCGGCCCUGGGGCUCGGCCUGUGGCGGCAGCAGCUGCUGGGCCUGUGCGGCGCGGACGGGUGA